Phlebotomus papatasi is the source of this 2016-nucleotide messenger RNA. RefSeq lists its product as uncharacterized. The record is from RefSeq and is a predicted model, not a curated record. Gene Ontology annotation, molecular function: lipase activity. The annotation marks the transcript as partial. NCBI's taxonomy places the organism in Eukaryota, Metazoa, Arthropoda, Insecta, Diptera, Psychodidae. Gene Ontology annotation, biological process: lipid metabolic process. The transcript has 7 exons.
AUGUGUCGUGCGUGGAAAUACGUGGUUUUCUUGUGGUCUUUGAUAGUGCUGGCACGUGCAGAUGCCCCCAGGUAUCACAAAGAAACUAUACGGAAAUUGCAGGAGGAACAACUCCAUAAAGUUGGGAUUUACUUCUACAGUCCAUACCUGAAAAAUGAAACAAGGAUCCAUCCUGAAGAUCCCUUACCUAUUGGCUUCAAUAAUAGCCUUCCACUCAAAGUUGUUAUUCAUGGAUGGAUGGGCAAUAAGAAUCACAUUACAAUAGACCCUGUUAAGAAUGCUUAUCUAGCACUUUCCUGCUGCAAUGUUAUCACUGUAAAUUGGGAAGAUGGUGCUCGACAGAACUACGAUGUAUCUCGAUACAUGGUGGACAUUGUUGGCAGAAGAGUUGGUCAGUUGCUUCAUGAUUUUGUUCAAAGGAUGAAUGUUUCACCUGAGAACAUUCACGUUCUUGGACAUAGUUUGGGAGCUCACAUCGCUGGGAAUAUUGGGAAGUACUUCAAUGGGACAAUCAGCAGAAUUACAGCCCUAGAUCCAGCAGGACCACUUUUCCGGAUAAACUCCACUGAUGCCUGCAAUCGCACCGACGCUGCCUUCGUCGACGUCAUCCACACGGAUGUCGGAGUUCUGGGGGAAAAGAAUCGUCGUGGUCAUGUAGAUUUCUACCCCAAUCGUGGCUUUCCACCUCAACCUGGAUGCUAUCUCCUGGACAUCUUAACUUUCUCUACUUGUAGUCACUUAAGAGCUCCCCUUCUCUAUGCUGAGUCCAUCCUUCUUCCUGAACAAUUCCUUGCAGUUCAAUGUGAGGUUUCUGAAUUGUUCAACUCAAUCAAAAAGUGCAGACCAAAGAAUAAUCUCAUUAGCAGCGAAAAGAGGCAAAUGAUCUUCAUGGGAGAAGCCACACCGAAGAAUGCCACUGGAGUCUACUAUCUGGAAACUAACAAUGCAGCUCCGUACGGAAAGGGGAAGCAUCUAACUCUAAUGGCAAUUCGAUUAGUAUUGCUUAGGAUCUCAGUGAAUCUCGACGUAUUCUCUCUAGUACAAAUUUGUGAUACUCUUUGUGAUACUUCAUCUGAGAUGAACAGUGACUUUGUUAUUUUAGUUUUUAUUGCAAGCUUUUGUGGAUUAUCAGUGGCGGAUGAUAUUGAUCUAUCUAGUAUUAAAUUUUACUAUUUUGCGCCGGAAAUGUCUACGGAAUUAUUACUGGACAAUAGUACAUCCGAACUACCCUUCUUCAAUGAAAGUGAAACUGUGAAAGUUAUUAUUCAUGGAUAUAUUGCUGGAUACAAACACCUCUCGAUAUCACCGUUGAGAAAUGCCUAUCUCUCAGCUGGAGCUCAUAACAUUGUCUGUGUGGAUUGGUCAGAAAUAGCUUUUGGAUUCUACCCAAUAGUUCGGUACCGAGUGGGUCCAGUUGGAAAACAUGUUGCCCAUAUGAUGAGAACACAAAUUAUGUCCAAAUAUCCGAAUCUUCAGCUUCAGCAAUUCCAUAUCCUGGGUCAUAGUCUCGGAGCGCACAUCGCUGGAAAUGUGGGCAGGAGUUUUGACGGUCAAUUAGGGCGAGUUACAGGGCUUGAUCCUGCUCAUCCUUUAUUUAAUUCCGGAGAUAAGGACUGGAUAAGUCCCUCCACAGCUCAAUUUGUAGAUACCAUUCACACAGCAGGAAAUACCCUUGGACAAAUGACUCCUACUGGACAUAUUUCAUUCUAUCCAAAUGGAGGUCCUCCACCUCAGCCUGGUUGCUUAGCUCUGGACUACACCACAUUUAUUCAAUGUAGCCAUUUAAGAGCCCCUAUCUUUUACGCCGAAUCCAUCAUCCAUCCAAAGUCUUUCCCAGCAGCUAAAUGUGAUUUUGAAACAAUUUCAAAUGAUGCUGAAAAAUGCCCAAGCCUCCGGGAAUCAGGAAACAUAACCUACAUGGGUGAGUCCGUGGACAAAAGUGCAACAGGAACGUACUACUUCCUAACUUACAGUGUACCACCGUAUGGAAAAGGAGCAAGUAUGUCACAAUCACCA